GAGCAGCAGGGAGGGCUUUGGCUGUUGCCUGCUGGCUUUGCAAUUGCCAGACAGACUGGGGAGGGACCGGGGCCAGGGAGGAGGAAGUGCCAGCCUUGCAGGGAAGUGGAAAGCCAGGGCAGCAGCCAGACAGAGCCACAGAACGGCCCCGGUUUCUUUAUGGACAGACAGAAAACAAGUCUCAGGUAGGCUCCUGUCCAGGCCUUGACUGGAUUUAAACCAGAUUACUUUUUGGCAUAGUCAACAUGGUGUAGUGGUUUGAGAAUUGGACUGUGACUCUGGAGACCAGGGUUCGAAUCCCCACUCAGCCAUGAAAUGCACUGGAUGACCCUGGAUAUAUUGUAAAUAAACAUGAACCCUUUAAUUCCAUACUGUUUGAUGGCUGCAUAUUUUUGGAUUGCUAUCUUUUAUGGGGCUUCUACGCAUACAUCAGCUCAUAGUGUUGGUCACCCUCAUAAAUGGAAUAAGUUCUACUUUGUUCAUCAUUGGCCAGUAACUGUAUGUAAGAUGAACGCCAAUGAUUGUAAAGAUCCACUAAUGUACUGGACUAUCCAUGGACUCUGGCCAGAUAAAGAGGAAGAGUGUAAUAGAACUUGGCACUUCAAUAUAUCUGAGCUUAAGGAUGUCAUGGAAGAUAUGAAGCAAUAUUGGCCAGAUGUUCUUCAUCCAAAUCACACCCAUUUCUGGAAACAUGAGUGGGACAAACAUGGAACUUGUGCAGCUGAGCUGGAAUCUCUUAAUUCUGAAAAAAAGUACUUCAGUAAAGCACUGGAACUCUAUAAAAAUCUUGACCUUAACAGUUACCUCUUAAAACUGGGGAUAAAGCCUGGAACCACCUAUUAUCAGAUGGCUGCCAUCAAAGAAGCACUUACAAGUGUUUACAAUGUAACACCAAAGAUUCAGUGUCUUCCCCCAGAAGAGGGUCAACUACAGAUAAUUGGUCAGAUUAAAUUCUGUCUCACCAAGGAGUUUGUUCUGAGAAACUGUACACAGCCAACUGUACACACUGAUUCCUUUUCGGCCCAUGAAGAUAAGUUCUUAAACAUAGAAGAUCUCUCAGACUGCAAAGAUACCCUGACAUAUUACCCUUCACACACGCAUACUUGGAAGCACUUUGUGGCAAACACUGUUAACUUGUAAUGAAGUAUGCAUCAUUGUUCAGAGACAAAAUGUUUCUCACCCAGACGUAUACUAGGAAACUUUAUAUUGUUUACGUUCUCCUUGCUAUGGAUGCAUGAGUGCAAAUUACAGUAUUGUCAUAAUGGUUGUAGAAACUGAGAAGAUUCAUUUCUGUGGAACAUCUUUUUUCAUUAGAACUGCUAAAAUACCAUUACUUCUGUGUUUUGAAAAUGAACUUCAUGCAUUUUAGAAAUUUCUUUUUCAAGUUGAAUAGCUCUGUCUCUCUGUCUGCUACCACCUGCAAAUUAUUGCAGUAAAGCAAGCUUCCAACUUUUUGGAAAUUACAUCAGGUUUUUGUGAUAUUUUCCUGAACCUUACAUGAGGGUAAGAAAAUAUUAAUAAUAUCUCAAAUCCAGAUAAUAUUGGCAGUAAAGGGGCAUUUCCUUUUAAAAGGUAAUUUUGUGAGGCUUGCUCCUUCAGAGGUAACAAAUUGACAGAAACUACAACAAUAUAAGUAAUCUGAAUCUCCUUUAAACAGCAAAUGCCAUGUGGUCAGUUGGUCCAUUAGCAAGCUGCCCCUGAUCACAGUGGCAAAGGCAGUAACAUACGCUUGCUUUUAUUCCAGAGUAAUACCAUUCAACACAAUAAGGUUGCUCUAGAACACAGGUGGGGAAAGUGCCCGUCUAGAUAUUGUUGGAAUGCAAUUUCUAUUAGCCCUAAUCAGCCACAACAGUGUUGCUGUCCAGCAGUAUCUGGAGGGCUACAUUUUCCCCACCACUGCUUACUAGUUAGGAUUGCACCAUGAAGCUAGAUUGCUUUAGUGCAAUCACUUGCAGAGAUAUAUCUUCUUUUUUGGAAUUCUUGUUAGUUCUCAAGAUUUAGUGAUAAUUUGUUUUUUUUCUUGUGGGUAUCAAGUUUCUUACCUUUGAUCUUUUUUGUUUAUUUGUUUGUAUGUUAAAAUCAAGACUUGGAUAUCAAACAUUGGUUGUGCUUAAUUUCUCUGGUGUAGUUUGAUCCCUGUAUUCUCAGUUUUCAGCCAUCAUUUUGAGCUUACUACUUAGAUUACAUGUAGCUUCUGAUCUUCUGGAGGCUUAACAUAAAGAAGAACAUAACAGAUAGUGGAUUUGGGCCAGUGAUAUCCUAUCCAAACUGCUGUAGUUGUACUUGUUUUCUUUUUUUAAAAAAAUUCUGCAUUCCAAAUAUAAAUGACAAAAGGGAACAAUUUUGAAAACUAAACCUUGAUUCUUGAAAUUGUUUUGAGGUUGUUGCUUUUUUAUUGCUUUUUGUUUGUUUGUUUUUUGCUGCUUUACCACCGAAACUAGUUGGAAAAGAUUCUGUGUUCACUUGUCUCUGAUAAUCGAAUUCAGCACUUUCAAAUGCAUGGGAGUGGGGCGAAACCCUGUUAGCUAUGUAAAGAAUAUUGACAAAUUUUCUAAUCCUCACUGAGAAAAGAUGGCUUGAACCCACCAAUAAAUAAAUAAAUAUUUUUUUAAAAGUUACCUGCAGUGGGAUUAGUGCUUACUCCUUGGCUUUUUAUGCAAAACCAUUGUUUUGUGCAAACUAUAUUUUCCCACAAAAAUCACUGUACGUUAUGCAUUUUCCAGUCAGGGUUGAUCAAAAGCAGUGAUUUUGUUUAGAAAAUCAAAAGUUGAAGAUAAGUUGAUCUUUUCCCCCAUUAAACAAUAAAUUAAAAAGCCAAGAUAUCACUAAUACUGAUUUUACAAUUUCUAAUUAUAUUUUUUAAUUGAUAGCACAGUUCAAUGAACAGAGAAUGGCUGUGGGUGCAGCAGCACAGUAAGGAUGAAGAGACAAAAUGCACUGGGUUCUGUUUUUGAUAAAAUUAAAAACCAAUUCAGAAUGAUGGCCACUAAAAUUUUAAAAAAUAUAACAAUUGAAAAAUGCACAAACAUUCUCACAAUCGCUUGUAUUCAAGGGACAACUUAAAUUUUUUUGUUCUCACAUGCAAAGAGAAAUGAAAACUUGUAUCCCUACUACUGGCGCUUGUCAUAACGGUUGUACACACAGUACAUAGUUUCAGAUAGUUCUUAACUCAGGCAUAUCAUAAGUUGGCGUGUCACUUUUUUAACAAGGUCAACUGGAGAAUAUUAUAUAGGUUAGAUUUUUGAGAGUAAAGUCAUCUCUAAGCCAGUAAAUGUGCCUUAAGUGGAAUCCUUCACAUAAACAUGACUUUUUACCACUGUUGUAUUUAACACUUAUUACACACACACACACACACACACACACACACACACACAUUGCAAGUAAUAAUACGUCUUGGUUGUAUACAUUAUAAUUGUUAGUAUAGUCUACCAAUAAAACUGCCAUCCACCUAUGGCUUAUUCUGUUUCUUUUUCAAUAAAAUGCUUUACAGACAUCUUA
This is a messenger RNA of Sceloporus undulatus (fence lizard), 3498 nucleotides long. It is a transcript of the gene RNASET2, whose product is annotated as ribonuclease T2. The record is from RefSeq and is a predicted model, not a curated record. Gene Ontology annotation, biological process: RNA catabolic process. Bases 352 to 1140 code for a protein of 262 amino acids. Gene Ontology annotation, cellular component: extracellular region. The transcript has 11 exons. Lineage: Eukaryota; Metazoa; Chordata; Lepidosauria; Squamata; Phrynosomatidae. Gene Ontology annotation, molecular function: ribonuclease T2 activity; RNA binding.